This is a messenger RNA of Spinacia oleracea (spinach), 3588 nucleotides long. RefSeq names its product probable LRR receptor-like serine/threonine-protein kinase IRK. Gene Ontology annotation, molecular function: receptor serine/threonine kinase binding; ATP binding; protein kinase activity. Lineage: Eukaryota; Viridiplantae; Streptophyta; Magnoliopsida; Caryophyllales; Amaranthaceae. The record is from RefSeq and is a predicted model, not a curated record. Bases 434 to 3355 code for a protein of 973 amino acids. The transcript has 2 exons. Gene Ontology annotation, biological process: protein phosphorylation.
UGUUUGAUUAUUACAGUAAUAUAAAAAGCUUUGCCCUCUCAAAAUUAUUCCUUUCAUUGUCCCACAUUCCAUUUUCUCUCUCCUUCAAAAUCUUCCAUUUUGGCCCUUCUCAACUAAGAUCUCUUCACUUCUCACUCUACAUAUCUUUCCUUAAAUUAGAAGAACAUCCCAAAAAAUAAUUCGUGAAAAAUCUUCUACCUUGUUUGUUUCCUGGAUAGUAUAUCAAUACAUUCUCAUUUAUCCCUUUUUGUUUUUGUUUUCUGCUUGAAACUCUGAAGUGCCCUUCAAUUUUAGGGCAAUACCCACAAAAAUAAAGCAUGUAUUCUCCUACUUGGGUGCAUUUGCUUCCUGUUUGAGCUAUCUUACCUUGCUUUUUUAGGCAUUUUAACCCAAAAGAUUCAAUCUUUCCCUCAAAAAUAGCACCAAACAAAAAAUGGUUGUGCAAAAUUUGCUGUUUUUUCUUCUUCUGCUAAUAAUACCCUCUGUUGUGCUGUGUUUGGAUACUUUGAAUGAUGAUGUUCUUGGGUUAAUUGUGUUUAAGGCAGGUCUUAAUGACCCACAAUCAAAAUUAGUGUCUUGGAAUGAGAGUGAUGACAGUCCUUGUAAAUGGGAUGGAGUUCAAUGUGAUCCAAUAACUAACAGGGUCACUCAGCUUAAUCUUGAUGGGUUUUCGCUCUCCGGUCAGAUUAGCCGAGGUCUGUUGCGACUGCAAUCUCUGCAAAUAAUCUCUCUUUCUAACAAUAAUCUUUCUGGGAGUGUAAAUCCUGAGUUUGCUCAUCUUUGGAGCUUGCAAUCCAUUGAUUUGAGUGGGAAUAAUCUAUCUGGGUCUAUUCCUAGUGAGCUUUUUGAACAAUGUGGGUCUUUAAAGUCUGUUUCUUUUGCUAAUAAUGGGUUGUCUGGUGCAUUACCAGAUUCUUUGAGUUCCUGUAUGACAUUACAGUCUGUUAACUUGUCAUCGAAUCGAAUUUCGGGUGGUCUGCCUGAAAAGAUUUGGUCUUUGAAUGGGUUGCAGACUCUUGAUUUGUCAAAUAAUCUGUUGGAAGGUCAGAUUCCUCAAGGGUUUGGGGAAAUGUACAGUUUGAGGGUGAUUAGUCUAGGGGGAAAUGCAUUUUCUGGGCUGUUACCAGAAGAUAUAGGGAGCUGUUCACAAAUGCAGUCAGUUAAUUUUGGUCAAAACUCAUUUUCUGGGGUGAUUCCAGAAUCAUUACAGAAGCUUAAUAUAUGCAAAACAGUAAGUUUGAAUGGGAAUUUACUGAGUGGGGAAGUUCCUGAUUGGAUUGGGCAUAUGCAGAGCCUUGAAAGUUUGGAUCUUUCGGCAAAUCGAUUCUUUGGAAGAAUCCCUUUUACUUUAGGGAACAUUGGGGCAUUGAAGGAAUUGAAUUUAUCCUCCAAUGAAAUCACAGGUGGAUUACCUCAAUCUCUGAUGAACUGUGAUAAACUUCUGGCUCUUGAUGUUAGCAAGAACUUGUUAAAAGGGAAAAUGCCAAACUGGAUUUUUGGGUUGGGAUUACAGAAGUUCUUACUGUCUGGGAAUAAAUUCAAAGGAACUAUUGAGUUUCCACCUCUAAGAACAAAUGCAGUUUCUUAUCAGAGUCUUCAGGUUCUGGACUUAUCUUCGAAUGAGUUAUCUGGUGUGAUUCCCACUGAGAUCAAGGCUUUCAGAGGCUUGCAGUUCUUGAAUUUGUCUGGUAAUUUGUUGGUAGGUUCAAUUCCCAAAAGUGUGGGUGAUUUGAAUGUGAUACAAGUUGUUGAUUUGAGUUACAAUAUGCUAAAUGGAAGCAUCCCUUUGGAAGUCGGAGGUGCAGUCGCACUUAGAGAGCUAAGGCUCGAAGGAAAUCGAUUAACCGGCCAUAUCCCUUCUCAAAUCGAAAAAUGCUCAUCCUUAACAGCAUUAAAUCUGUCAGAGAACAACCUUACAGGUCCGAUACCUCCUACGGUAGCGAAAUUGACUAACCUUGAGAUUGCUGAUUUGUCUCAUAACAAUCUGACUGGCAAUUUACCAAAGGAAUUAACUGAUCUUUCGCACUUGGCUGUCUUCAACAUCUCGAACAACAACCUUGAAGGAGAACUUCCCGCAGGUGGCUUCUUUGAUAGUAUCCCUCUCACAUCAGUGUAUGGAAAUCCAUCCCUAUGUGGAUCAGUUGUGAAUCAGUCUUGCCCUGCAGUCCAUCCUAAGCCCAUUGUCCUCAACCCAAACCCAUCAACUGAUUCUGAAGAUGAUUCUUUUCCACCUAAUGCCCGUCACAAAAGGCUUAUGCUCAGUGUCUCUGCUCUAAUUGCUAUUGGUGCUGCUGCAUUCAUCUUCCUUGGUGUGGUUGUCAUCUCUCUUCUCAACUUCCAUGUCCGGAAUUCUUCUCAUCAGUUAGCUGUUCCCUUGGAAUUCUCCGGCAAGGAUGAGUUCAGUGGUUCACCAAUGAGUGAUUCCCAAUAUGGAAAACUUGUCAUGUUUUCAGGUGAAGCUGAUUUUGGAACGGGGGCUCAUGCUCUCCUCAACAAGGAAUCUGAGCUGGGUCGUGGAGGGUUUGGAGUGGUUUAUCAUACGGUUCUAGGAGAUGGGCGUUCAGUUGCAAUCAAGAAGCUCAGCAUCUCAAGCUUAAUCAAGUCUCAAGAAGAGUUUGAGAGGGAGGUCAAGAAACUCGGAAAAGUGAGGCACAAUAAUCUUGUGGCACUAGAAGGGUAUUACUGGACUUCAUCAUUGCAACUCCUGAUCAACGAGUAUGUUCCAGGUGGGAGUUUGUUCAAGCACCUCCAUGAAGAUCCAAGCAGAACAGCAUCUCUCUCGUGGCACCAGAGGUUCAAUAUAGUUGUUGAGGUGGCAAAGGGUUUAGCCCAUUUGCAUAAAAUGAAGAUAAUUCACUAUAACCUUAAAUCCUCGAAUAUUCUGAUUGAUAACUCCGAUGAAGCAAAGGUUGGAGACUUUGGUUUGGCAAGGUUGUUGCCUAUGGUAGACCGUUAUAUUUUGAGUAGCAAGAUUCAGAGUGCACUUGGGUACAUGGCACCUGAAUUUGCCUACAAAACUGUAAAGAUAACAGAGAAAUGUGAUGUCUAUGGUUUUGGCAUCUUAGUCCUUGAAAUUGUAACUGGAAGGAAGCCAGUAGAAUACAUGGAAGAUGAUGUUGUUGUACUUGCUGAAAUGGUUAGAGGAGCACUCGAGGAAGGGAAAGCAGAGGAAUGUAUCGAUCAAAGACUUGAUGGGAAUUUUGUCGUAGAGGAAGUUAUCCCGGUUAUAAAGCUUGGUUUGAUAUGCGCGUCUCAAGUUCCAUCAAAUCGUCCAGACAUGGCAGAAGUUAUUAAUAUUUUGGAGCUCAUUCAAUGCCCUUCUGAAGGACGAGAUGAGGAGAUCGAACAGGUUUAGCUUAGUCUUAUACCACAUUAAGAGGCUUGUAAAUGAUGGCUUUCAAGCGACUAAAAGAUUAGUUAUUAUUUUGGUUUCAACUUUCAAGAAGAGGGUAUAUAGAAAUUACAAAGUGUCAUUUCCCUUUCAACAUCUUUUUGUCAAUUGUUUUUUUUGGUAGUUUUUGUUUGCUGUAAUCCUUUUUGGUGUGUUUGACACCCACAUAUAGCAGUUCAUUGAGUAUCAUUUCUAUA